Molecule: messenger RNA, 1345 nt
Organism: Anopheles nili
Lineage: Eukaryota; Metazoa; Arthropoda; Insecta; Diptera; Culicidae
Gene: Fdx2
Product: adrenodoxin-like protein 2, mitochondrial
Exons: 2
Coding region: 211-738 (175 amino acids)
Biological process (GO): positive regulation of oxidoreductase activity; P450-containing electron transport chain
Cellular component (GO): mitochondrion
Molecular function (GO): 2 iron, 2 sulfur cluster binding
Source: RefSeq, a predicted model, not a curated record
UUUCCACACUGAAAUUCAAGGGUAAACUGCGAAUUAUGGUAUGCUAGAUAAGAGCAUAUCGUUGUCGCGAGGCUGGUUAGUUAAAGUGUUAACCUGAGUGCUCGCAGCAUCCUAAGGUGUGGUAGCUCGACGAUCGACAACACGGAACUGCACUACUACACCGCUCACCUCGAAGGCAAUUGUAUCCGAUACAAACGACGGUGAAAAAUCAUGUUCCGACUAGCGGUUACAUCACGCUUCUGGCAGCAAAUCAUCCGGAGGGAAUUGUCUCAUCAAAGCAAUGGACUCACGCAGUUGCCCAACGUACUCGCAUUUGCUAGCGCUAGACGGGCGACACAUACGCAUGGAAUAAGCGCAGCGAGAUCGUUGUCGACAUCGCAGCCAAAAUUGCAAAGUGAAGAAGUCGAAGUUACAUUCGUUCGUGCAAAUGGGGAGCGAAUAAAAGCCAAGGGCAAAGUGGGCGAAUCACUGCUGGACUUGGUGGUCAACAACAAUGUCGAUUUCGAUGGGUUUGGAGCCUGCGAAGGUACCUUAACCUGCUCAACUUGCCAUCUAAUCUUCUCAAAACCAGACUACGAUCGGCUACCAGAGAAACCCAGUGAUGAAGAGCUAGAUAUGCUGGAUCUGGCGUAUGAACUAACGGACACCUCGCGGCUCGGUUGCCAAAUCACGUUAUCAAAAGAUUUGCAUGGACUUGAAGUGCGCGUACCAGCCACGAUCAAUGAUGCCAGAAGUUAAUCGACAGUGUAGUAUAUCCAGUCGCGCAUUCCGACCAUCCUCGUGCAGCAGCUUCCUCAUCGAACAAACUCAGGACACGCUUGAUACUGUCAGCUUUUCAUUCUAAAGACGCAUCAAGAUGGCUUUGUGCCUCGUUACUGUUAUUCCUUGUUUAUGUGUUCUUUCCAGUUGUAAAUAUAUCACGAAUUGCAUCAACUUGACGAUAUCUUCGGAUUAGGUUAGAGCGAGCACAUCACAGACGGAUGCAUAAUCGAUGAAGAGUUGCCAAAGGCUUAGUGGGAGAUGGUGCAUGGUUUAUUCAUUUCAAUCUUUCCUGUGUUUAUUAGAGAUGCGUCUCGAAGCGUAGAGGCCGUUAAGUAUUUCAGUAUUGGAAUGCUGAGCCAGUCAGUGUCAAGGGAAAUUAAAUCGCUUAUCAUUAUCUUUUGAAAAAAAAGUACAGAUUCAUUCGUAUCAAUUUGUUAGCUAUUAAAACACAACAAAUGCAGAAACACAGUUUCCUUCGCUUAACCGCUUUACAUCGGGGUUUUUGUUACUUUCCGGGAUUAUUUCUUUUAUAACACGAGACAAUGAGUAAAAUAAAAUUGACGUGUAAAUAAAUUGAAACAAA